This is a messenger RNA of Phymastichus coffea, 2736 nucleotides long. RefSeq names its product cytoplasmic aconitate hydratase-like. Gene Ontology annotation, cellular component: mitochondrion; cytosol. The coding region runs from base 1 to 2733 and encodes 910 amino acids. The transcript is spliced from 14 exons. NCBI's taxonomy places the organism in Eukaryota, Metazoa, Arthropoda, Insecta, Hymenoptera, Eulophidae. Gene Ontology annotation, molecular function: aconitate hydratase activity; 4 iron, 4 sulfur cluster binding. Gene Ontology annotation, biological process: tricarboxylic acid cycle; citrate metabolic process. The record is from RefSeq and is a predicted model, not a curated record.
AUGGGAUUUGGAUCGAUCAGGAAUCGACGCUUUCCCGGCGGCUGGUCGAACGGAUGCCAACCUGCGAGCAAUCCAUACAAAAAUUUACUUCAGACCAUUGAAAUCAGAGGAAAACAGAAACACUUUUUCAAUGUUACUGCUUUUGGCGAAAAAUAUGAUAGGCUGCCUUUUUCUAUAAGGGUUCUUCUUGAGAGUGCUGUUAGGAAUUGUGAUGAGUUCCAAGUUAAAAAAGAAGAUGUUGAGAAGCUGAUGGACUGGGAAAAGAAUCAAGCAAUAGAAGAGGGUGUGGAAGUUGCAUUCAAACCUGCCAGAGUUAUUCUUCAGGAUUUCACUGGAGUACCAGCAGUUGUUGAUUUUGCAGCCAUGAGAGAUGCUGUUAAAAAGCUAAAUGGAGAUCCUGACAAAAUCAAUCCAGUCUGUCCCUCAGAUCUAGUGAUAGACCAUUCUGUUCAAGUAGAUUUUAGUAGAAGUGAAGAUGCUAGUAAAAAGAAUGAAGAAUUAGAAUUCGAAAGAAACAAGGAAAGAUUCAUGUUUUUGAAGUGGGGGGCUAAAGCAUUUGAAAAUAUGUUAAUUGUACCACCUGGCAGUGGUAUUGUUCAUCAAGUUAAUUUAGAGUAUUUGGCCAGAGUAGUGUUUGAUAUGAAUGACUACCUGUUUCCUGAUAGUGUGGUGGGUACCGAUUCGCACACUACUAUGAUUAAUGGUCUUGGUGUUCUUGGCUGGGGUGUUGGAGGAAUUGAGGCUGAAGCUGUUAUGCUGGGACAAGCUAUUUCUAUGCUGAUACCUAAAGUUGUAGGUUAUAAAUUGGUUGGUGAAUUAACUCAAUAUGUCACAUCUACUGAUUUAGUUCUUACAAUUACAAAGAAUUUGAGACAACUUGGUGUUGUUGGUAAAUUUGUGGAAUUUUUCGGCCCUGGAGUGUCGCAAUUGAGCAUUGCUGACAGAGCAACCAUUUCUAACAUGUGUCCUGAAUAUGGAGCCACAGUUGGUUUUUUUCCCGUUGACCAUCAGAGUUUAAUUUAUCUUCGUCAAACUAGCCGUUCCGAGGAGCACAUCGAGAGAAUAGAACAAUAUCUGAAGUCCGUGCGAAUGAUCCGCAACUAUGAUGAUGCCAAGCAAGAUCCUGUUUUCUCGGAAGUUGUCACCUUGGACUUGGCCACCGUUGUUUCGAGUGUCAGCGGACCCAAAAGACCACACGAUCGAGUUUCCGUUAGAGACAUGAAGAAAGAUUUCAAUACUUGCCUCACCAACAAGGUCGGGUUUAAAGGUUACGGGCUGAGCGGGGACAAGGUGAAGGCCGAGGGAGUAUUCCAAUUCGAGGGCAAGGACUACAAGCUGCGCCAUGGCUCCGUCGUUAUUGCCGCCAUCACCAGCUGCACCAACACGAGCAACCCCAGCGUCAUGCUGGGAGCAGGUCUGCUGGCGAAGAAGGCAGUGCAAGCCGGUUUGACAGUGGCCCCUUACGUGAAGACGUCGCUGUCGCCAGGCUCGGGCGUCGUUACUUACUAUCUAAAGGAAAGCGGCGUCACCCCCUAUCUCACGCAGCUUGGCUUCGACAUCGUCGGCUACGGAUGCAUGACGUGCAUCGGCAACAGUGGACCGCUUCCCGACUCUAUGGUCGAGGCUAUCGAGAAGAACGAGUUGAUUUGUUGCGGUGUCCUUUCUGGAAAUCGUAAUUUCGAGGGUAGAAUUCAUCCAAACACACGAGCAAAUUAUUUGGCAUCGCCUCUUUUAGUGAUUGCCUAUGCUAUUGCUGGAACUGUUGACAUUGACUUCGAGACGGAGCCGCUUGGACACCGAGCAGACGGCAAAGAAAUUUUCUUACGCGAUAUCUGGCCUACCCGCUUAGAAAUUCAAUCUGUUGAACAGCAAUACGUUAUACCAGCGAUGUUCAAGGAAGUGUAUGGAAAAAUUGAGAGAGGCAGUAACAAUUGGGCCAAUUUAGUUGCUCCAAGUGGCAAACUCUAUCCAUGGGAUGAGAGCUCUACAUACAUCAAGGAUCCUCCUUACUUUGAAGGCCUUACAAGAGAUCUGCCACCGAUUAAAUCUAUCAAAAAUGCACGAAUUCUUCUCAAUCUUGGUGACUCAGUGACCACAGAUCAUAUUAGUCCGGCGGGAAGCAUUGCUCGCAACUCUCCUGCUGCCAGAUAUUUAUCUAAGAAAGGAUUAAAUCCAAAAGACUUCAAUUCCUAUGGGUCUCGCCGAGGGAACGAUGCGGUUAUGGCUCGGGGAACUUUCGCAAACAUUCGUUUAUUGAAUAAGUUCAUUGGUAAAGCUGGACCAAGGACUAUCUACAUUCCUACAAACGAAGAGAUGGAUGUUUUUGAUGCCGCUGAAAAAUACAAAGCUGAUGACACUCCUUUGGUUAUCCUAGUCGGCAAAGAGUAUGGUUCAGGAUCGUCUCGCGAUUGGGCGGCCAAAGGUCCUUACCUUCUCGGUAUUCGAGCAGUAAUUGCUGAAUCGUAUGAGCGUAUCCACCGUUCCAAUCUCGUAGGAAUGGGAAUUAUCCCAUUGCAAUAUCUGCCAGGUCAAACAGCAGAAAGUCUUGGACUCACUGGUCAAGAAACUUUAGACAUUGACGUUCCAAAAAACUUGCAGCCUGGGCAGAAAAUCCAAGUUAAAACUGAUAAUGGUCAAAGCUUCGAGGUGAUCGUCAGGUUUGAUACGGAAGUCGAUCUCACAUACUUCAAGCACGGCGGUAUUCUGAAUUACAUGAUUCGUAGUAUGAUUUGAGAG